Dufourea novaeangliae is the source of this 879-nucleotide messenger RNA. RefSeq lists its product as uncharacterized. NCBI's taxonomy places the organism in Eukaryota, Metazoa, Arthropoda, Insecta, Hymenoptera, Halictidae. Bases 83 to 463 code for a protein of 126 amino acids. The transcript is spliced from 2 exons. The record is from RefSeq and is a predicted model, not a curated record.
GAAAAUUCCUACAUUCAGUGAAGUGUGCAAAGGAGGUGCGACCAGGAGUACUACGAAACAGAAGAAAGAAAUACUCACAGAUAUGACACGCUGCCACAGCCUUCAAUCGUACACGUCCGCGGGGAUGACAGACAGCGGAACGCUUUGGACAGACCAGAAAGAAACUGCUAGAUGCCCCAGAGGUACGAUAACCUGCGGUAUGCUGCCCACGUUACGCGCUCUGGCAUCCAAGGAAUGCGAGAACAGUCAGGGCACCGUCUGUCUCGUGCCGUUCGACACAGAAAUGGACUCCGCCAGCCACCUGCAGAUGAUCCUAUUGGAGGCGUAUUGUCGUGAGACCGGGAUCAAGGUGUUACGUGUGUCCAGAGAGAAGAUACGGGAUCACUUGUGCCCAGGAGGCGGUGAUCUUUCGUGCGUCCUGAUCUCGAACGUCGAUCCAUAUUUCCUCGAGACACCUGAGUGAAUUCGGACCUGCUUGGAAAUCUUCAUGAACCAGAGAAUAUUUAGUCUCGACUAAACACAGUCAUGUGAUUAUUUCGGCAAGGCGCAACAGAGUCCGAUGAAAUACCGAUGGACGAAUGGGAGAGUUUCUGAACGAUUUUUUCCGUGACACCAGUUCGUGUAUUCCGUGAACCGACAAAGCGUGGAAGGUUACACACCACGAUAACGGACUACGAUGUUCUUGCGAUAAGAAGGGAGAAAUACUUGCUGCGUAUAUUUAUCGAUACCCGUGAAUAUUCGUUGCGAGAACCCACGGGGAUCAUUUGCGGCUGCACGAACGAGAAUACGCAAACCAAAGGAUGUACCAACUUCGCUGGUCUAGUUACGAAUAACGUGCAUGUAUAUACAUACGACGAUUAUGCUGUAAUUGUUGAUAGG